CACGACAUACCUACUGAUUACUCAAGGCAGUGCUUAUUUUUUACAUUUUCUUUAUACUUUAAAUCUGCCUAAAAAUCGUUUCUUGAAAUAAACCUUGUCGCUCUAUUACUCGAACACAGCGUGUGGAACAGGACUGACGACGAUAUUGGUGACAGGAGUGUUGUUACAGCACGCGCUCUCAGCGAAGGUGAGUCGUGCAGCUGUGGCGGAUUCUUUUUGAAGACGGUGUUUUAGAUUUAACAGAGACGACGUGUUUCGUUAGUAACGGGAGACCUCUAUCAAGCCUGUGUAAUUCCUCUGCACGUCGACUGAUAAGCGGUAUCCCCCUGUAAAGCAAGCACUCGUGAAGAAGAAAUGCUCUUCUUCACCAGUUUGCUGAUGGGGUUGUGACUGUGACCCUUGAAGAUAUGGUUUGCAGUGAGCAGAGUUCUGGCAUGUCGGUGCCCAAAAAGGAGACCCAGAGCCGCAAGAAGAGGAAAUCCCGUCCUCAGGGUCUGCCCUCUCCAGCCCUGUGCUGUGCAUGUGGAUUGUGCAUUAUGUUGGCAGGCAUCAACAUCACCUUGGUGGGCGCCUUUGCCUUUAGCACACUUGUGCCCUCCAGCAAUCCUCCAAUCAUCAUCGGACCUAUACUUCUACUGGUGGCGUUUUCCUUCUUCGGGGCUUGUUGCAUCUGCAGUCGGUUGCCUCCUCCUCAAAGCUCUCGCCGGUCCAAGGGAGGUGGUGGUUUGGGCUUCAUGGGUCGAGGAGCAGGUGGGUUGGGUGGAGGUGCAGCAUUUGAGAUUGAAACCAGUGAGCACACGAUGCAGGACACCACAGCCGUGCAGCUCAGCCCCACCAACUCACCCUGCUCCUCUCACGCGUCCAGUCCAGAGAGAGAGGCUCCGGCCAAUGCCGCCAAUGCGACCCUUCCUGCCCCAGAGUACGUCCCUCCAAAAGCCUGCAAGCUCUUCACCAUGGAGUCAAAUGGACCCAAUUCAGCUUUGGCAGCAUUUUCGGCUUCUACAGGGGGUGGAGGGGCGGUCCGACUCACUUUGCCCUCAGACUGCACUGCCACAUAAGGCUGCCAGUUUAGGUUGCUCUCUGGAGAAAGGCUGGUAUUACAUUGUGUAAAUAGGUUUGCAGAGAGGACGACAGCACUUUGUGUUGAGAAUUCUUUGUCACAGCUGGCAUGAGCCAUGAGGUGCAACAACAGAGAACGUUCCUGCGAGGGCCAUGCUAUGUGUGUCUAAUAAAAAUGACAGUUGUAUGUGAGAAUCAUAUGAGGAGCUUUGAAUUCUCUUAUGCUCCCAUACUCGGAGAGAGAGAGCCUUGAAAGUUGAAUCACUAUGGUGUGUUUCACAUAUUCACACUGUGCCACUGUUACUCAGAGCGUUCACAGUUACUGUGCUCAAAAGAGACAGAAUCAGCUGUUGUGUAAAGAUGGCUUUGGAGAUGAGCCAAAGAAACAGAACCAGUUGCUCAGCAGAGAGGAACACUGAGGAUUGAAAUGUCAGUGCAAAGACCAAAAAACUCUAUAGUAUGUUAACUGUGUUUUUAAAAUCUGAAUUCAACCAUGGCUAAACUGCCUUGCCAUGGCACAGAUGUUGUAUAUUUUCUCUUAAAUAUGUCAGUGUUUUAAGUCAGUUCAAUGCUAAAAUACAUUUGGCGGUAAGUGGUCCUUUUUUGAUGACUCUCCAAGACCAAGUGCUUUGUUUUUCGGAUGCUCAAAUAAGUAGUGACACUGUGUAAAAUCACUGCCAUUUUCUAUUUAAUCACAUGACUCUUGAAAAUGAGGUUACUAAGCAGUGCCGACAAACUGCAGAGUAAAAACAACUCAAUUUCCGCAUGGAAAUAAUGCAUUAAGGUUAGAUUUGCCUCACACUGUGCAUCAUAAACAACAAAUGUGCAUAUAAGCAUACCCAUUUACUGAGCUGUACUCCUACUUUUGUAUACAUUAUUUAAUGAAGCAACAGCCCAUUUAUCUUGAAAGAAAAAGCCGCAGUACUGUUCUUAAACAUGCCCUUCAUCACUGACCUGCGCUGAUGGCUCAAGCCAAACAGUAAAACAAUUUCCGUCAUGUUGAUUCUAUUAGAGAGGUCUACUAAGGCAACUUUCUUUGACUCUGUGACAGAGUCGACAACACACGUAAAAAAAGCAAAGGAUAUCAUCCAUUUACCUUAAACCAUUGCAACAAUGCGGAUGAUCAAAGAAAGCUUGCAAAAGUAAUGGAGGUUGCAGAUGGAAUAGUUUACCCAAAUGUGAAAUGCAGUUUCAUUGUAUGGAAAAAAGAAGCAAUGAAAGUGAAUGGUGACUGCUGCUUACAUUUUGUGGAACAUCUCCUAUUGUGUUCCACAGAAUAAAAAGUUGUACAGGUUUUGAAAAACAUGAGGGUGAGUAAAUGAUAACAGAUUUUUUCUCUCCAAACACUUUACACAGUUUUUGGCAAGUUUCCCCUCUGUUAUCAUAUUCAUCACUUCAAAACAGCAGAAAGGGCUGAUUUAUCUGAUUAUAUAAUUCUGAACUUUAUGUUUUCUUUCAUUUUUUGAGUGCCAAUGCAUCUGCCAUUAUGUCAUUGUAGUAAUUACAUUCUUAAUAUGUACCUUUAUCUGUAUAAUACAUCGCAGUAUGUUUAUGUUUAUUUGGUAAAGCGCAUCAUGAACUGCACACAUACAAAAAGCACACUGUUGCCAUUGUAAAAACAACAACAACUUUAUAGUGUUUUUUAAUUCAAGAGCAACAUUAAAUCCAAAACUCAAUGGUCCGCCUGUUUGUUUCAAGAGUGUGAACUUUCUAGGUGGGAAUUAUCAUGAAAAGAAGAGAUGUAGGACAGUUCAACUCUGGAAACAUUGUCGUCUUUACAUAAUGUUGGACUCUAUGGACUGAUUAUGUCCCGCCUCGUUUUGUAUGCUGCUACUUGCCAUCUAUACAUCUGCUGUACCAGAGUCUGAAUGAAUUGAAUGCUGCCUUAAUGACUGUGAUCUCAGGAUCAAACCAGUGAGGGCUACUCAAAUGUCCACUGAGAACAUUUGAUCAUGUGCUAUUAUUGUACUUGUGUACACUGUUGUUGUGUUGUUUAUUCUUUUCUGUCAUGGAUGUUCUUACAAAGGUGGUAUUUGAUUGGAGAGAGGUGCACUGAGUUGAGGUUUGAUAAUGAUUUACAUUCUUCUUCUUCUUGGCAAUAAGCCAUGUUGAGUAAAAUUACAUAUGAAUGGUGACUUGUUAUAAGUAUUGCUGGAACUAAAAAACAAAAUCAUUACAAAAUUAAAUUGUGUUUUUGUAAAUUGCAAACAUUAUAAUUAUACACAGCUUAACUCCCACUCACAUAAUUCAGUUAGAAUUGUGUCCACACCCGUUUCGACUGCAGACUUUACAUUUUCUAAAGAUUUCUCUUCGUUCUUUUAAACAUGUAUGUAAAAAUAUUACAUUAGAAUAUUAAAUAUUGUUGGCAUGACAGAAUAUACAU
Myxocyprinus asiaticus (Chinese sucker) is the source of this 3442-nucleotide messenger RNA. Its product is annotated as transmembrane protein 275-like. The transcript has 2 exons. NCBI's taxonomy places the organism in Eukaryota, Metazoa, Chordata, Actinopteri, Cypriniformes, Catostomidae. The record is from RefSeq and is a predicted model, not a curated record. Bases 408 to 1058 code for a protein of 216 amino acids.